AGUGAAAAUUUCUGAGGUAAGAUGCUAACUCAGUGUUCUAAAUCGUUAUUUUUCAAGUUUAUUAGGCAUUGUACUGUAAAAUCUUAUUGCCUAAGAUCAGAAUUUGGUCACAAUUAAUUUCCGAAAUCAUUGCAAUUUAAUUAAUUGAAAUUUCAACCAGAUGCAUAUUGGUUUUUGAUUGCUUCGGUUUCAAAUCCAUGACUUCAAUAUAAAUAUCAGUGAUCUGCUCUCUACAUACAGCACGAAUGAGUUAGUUAGCUUUUGUAAUACUAUAAUUUUGUUUAUAUUCUGAAAAGGUUAUAUUAACCAUGGCUAUGUUUUAGUAUAUGUUAUAUUGUUAUAUGCUGUAUUUAGCCUUACUUGUGGCUGCAUAUAACACAUAUGUACAUUAAGUGAACUAAUUUUUCUCUCAUGAAAGAAAAACUAAUUUUUGCUCAACUAAACUUAUUUUUGCUGAAUUAAACUUAUUUUUAAGGGACUUAACUUACUUUUGUUGAAAAUAACUUAUUUUUGAAAAACUUAAUUUCAUUUUUACAACACUUAUUUCCUUUGCUAUUAUUUACUUACUUGCGAGUUGCAUCACUGCCUUUCUUUUAUAUAUUUGCUUCAGUUCGUUCUAAAAUAACUGAGACACUUCUCUCUUCUGUGGGAAGUAUUUUUUUUCUCUCGCCCUCCUCAUUACAUAGGUUACCUCCUUUUCUCUCUAUCAUCACUUAAGCUAUUGUGCCUUUAAGUCUUGUUGGUUACCACUUAGGCACUUACCAUUUACCCAAUGUUGUUAAAAUCGCCCAAACAUUCAUUUAACAACCCAAAACAUGCGAAAUCCCUAAACUGAAGACUGAACCGUCUUCCUCUUCCUCUUCCUCCCAUUUUCUCUUUCUACUCUGCAAAUUCAGCUAAAUCCCUAUAUUGUGGCUGAAUUCCUCCAAACUCCCAGCUUGCAUUGAACUUUAGGACAGAAAAUAUGCUUCUGUCGAUUUUGCCAUUGAAAUUAUAUGAUAUGAAUUUUGCAAAAUUAUGAAAUUAAAGCCAUGUGAUGUGUGCUACAGUGACACUGACUCUAUCACAGAUUUACAAUAGUGCUGUAGAUUAUUAGUUUCAAUGUUUCAUUGCUCUAAUUCAUUUUCGCUUUUAUUUUCCUUGUAUUCUGUUUUUUUAUUUUGUUUUCUUUUUUCGUUUCUCUAUUUCAAUCAGUGUUAUUCUUCAUUGUUCUAAUUAUUUUUGAUUUUCUAAUUUUCUGUGUGGUUAGAAGUUAGAUCAUGUCAAUUUUCUGUGUGAUUGAUUAACAUAUUUGUAUUCUAAUUUGCAUAACUUUUAUUAAGAUGUCUUUGUAUUGUUGGUUUGUAUUAUUAACAUUUUCAAUAUUUGUUUUUUUCUGGACGAUUGUUGUUGUAUGUUUGAAUCUUUUUAUUAUGCAAUAUCAAGUAUUAUUGAUAAAUGAUAAGUUUUUAGCAUCAUUUUACUCCAUGUAUGAGGAAUGUACAAGCAGAUUAGCUAAAAUUGACUUAAUUUUUCAAAUUUCAUAGGAUCUUACGAUUCUACGAUCCGAUCCUGCUAGCUUCUCACGAUCCAAAGUAGGAUUGCGAUCCUGACAACAUUGCAUUUACCAACCCUUUCGUUUCUGCCUCCCUGUUUGAUUCAACAGCAUCGUUGUCGCUGAUAUCUCCCCCUUACUACUUGGAGUCUUAGACGACCUGAUAUACAUCUGUGUGCGAAAAAGUGCAUUAUGUGAUGGCAAACAGCAAAUAUGAGUAUGUAAAAUCCUUUGAAGUCCAAGACAAAAUUAUGCUGCCCACUUACAUUGUUCUUCUUAUUGAUGGCCGUAAUUUCCGAAGGUUCUCUGAAGUUCAUAAAUUUGAAAAGCAGCCUCUUGAUAAGAGGGCCUUGAAGUUAAUGAAGUCAUGUGCAGCUGCUGUUAUGGAGGAAUACUCCGAUUUAAUAUUUUCAUACGGAUAUAGUGAUGAAUUCAGUUUUAUAUUCAAAAAGGAGUCCAAAUUCUACCAGAGACGUGAAAGCAAGAUAAUGUCCCUGCUUGUGUCAUUUUUCACUUCCGUGUAUACCAUAAAAUGGAAAGACUUCUUUCCACAUCAGAAGUUACUAUAUGCACCUUCAUUCCAUGCAAAAGUUAUUCGAUGUCCAACUUUGGAGGUUCUUCAAACCUAUCUUGCAUGGAGACAGAAUGAUUGUCACCUCAAUAAUUUGUACGAUACAUGUAACUGGAAGCUUAUUGAGAGUGGAAAGAGUGAAACUGCACAUGGAUUUCUCAAGGGAACCCGAAAGCAGGAAAUGAAUGAGUUUCUCUUCCAGCAUGGCAUUAACUAUAAGACUCUUCAUCCAAUAUAUCGGCAAGGAACUUGUCUUUUCAAGACUCAGGUUGAAGAUAUUAUCAAGUAUAAGGAAGAUGGUGCUCCUGUAAAGAGAUUACGGAGAAAAGUGAUGAAAGUUCGGUCCAGCAAUCUAGCUGGUAAAAGCUUCUGGAAUGAGCAUUCUUCUCUUCUUUCAGAACUAGGCAGAUUUGAAGGAGAUAUUCAGAAUAUUAGACCGGAAUAUAUAGAAUCCUUUCAGUUUCAGGAUAAAAUGAUGUUGUCCACUUGGAUAGUGGUCAGAAUCGAUGGGUGCCAUUUCCACAGGUUCUCUGAUGCUCAUGAAUUUAAGAAACCCAAUGACGAACAAGCUCUGAACCUUAUGAAUUCGUGUGCAGUAGCUCUUUUAGAAGAGUUUGAAGACAUAGUCUUCGCAUAUGGUGUCAGUGAUGAGUUCAGUUUUGUCUUAAAAAAGGAUUCCAAGUUAUAUGAACGGCAUGCUAGUGGAAUAGUGUCCACAAUGGUGUCAUUCUUUUCUUCAAUGUACAUCAGUAAAUGGACAGGGUUUAUCCUACAACAAGAGUUAAAGUAUCCCCCCUCAUUUGACGGACGAGCAGUUUGCUACCCGUCAUCUGAGAUUCUCCGGGACUAUUUGUCUUGGAGACAAGUCGAUUGUCAUAUUAACAAUCAGUAUAAUACUUGUUUCUGGACUCUGGUAAAGUCUGGAAAAGAAAGGCGUGAAGCUCAGAGUUGUUUGAAGGGAACCCAAACUCAAGAGAAGAAUGAUUUACUUGUGGAAAAGGGUAUCGAUUAUACUGCAGAGCCAGAUAUAUUUCGUCUGGGGUCUUGUAUAUUUCGAGACAUGGAAAACAAGGCACUUUUGGAAGUGAAUUGCGCUGAAGAUUCUAGGAAAAGAAUCGUGAUUGAACAUUGUAACAUAAUCGACAAUAAUUUCUGGGAAGCACAUCCAUGGAUCCUUGGCGAAUAGCUCCCAUUGGGAUUUUAGUGCUGACAUUUGAGGUACUCAUGCAGUAACUCUUUUAUUGACAUAAAUGUAUUCGUAAAUCUUGAUUUUCCAUCAAUGGGGAGUAGUUGCAACAUUAAUCUUCGAGGCCCCAUGUUAAUUUUUUUGAUUGUUUGUGGGUUGAGUAGACACAUAGUAGGGAGCAUUGAAAUUUUGUUCCGGUUCAGAUGAAUAUAGGGUUGUAGCUUAGACUGAUAGAACUUAUAUUUUGGUCCGGACGAUGUCUUGGGUCAUUAUUAAAAAAAAGGUGAUCCUUUCUCUUUUUAAUAUUAGAAUUGAGUUGUUUAAUUUUGAAUUAAAAAUAGACUCUCUUAUGAGACAAACUGAUUAAUAAAAAUCGAAUAAAAUAUAUCAUAUAUUUAUGGUGAUGAAAAACUGAUUAAUAAAAAUCGAAUAAAAUAUAUCAUAUAUUUAUGGUGACGAAAAGGGUCAUCUUAUCUCAUCAAAUAUGACAUAGCCUUAUAUGACAUGGUGACGAAAAGGGUCAUCCUUAUCUCAUCAAAUAUGACAUACUCUCCCAAAUCCUAGUGUUAUAUCCACCAAAUAGAGAAAGAUCCAAUUAGAUUCAAGUUAUCGUUGGACCAUAAUCUUAUUAAUAUCAUCAUCACCAGGCUGCUACUUUUUUGGUUUUUCUUUUUUUGAAAUUCCUAUCAUUUCACAUCUCUUUCAAGAAAGAAGAAAUUAUAGAAAAAGAAAGAAAGUAAAGGCAUAUAUUGGUCCAUGAAUUUAUGUCUAAAAAGAUUCGACCUUGAUGCAUGUAUCUGAGUUUAAUCAUCUUAUUGUAAUGUAAUCUAAAAGUGUACUCGAUAGGAUGGCUUAGAAGAGCGAUAAUGACACAGAUUUUCAACAAAAAAAUUAGUUGUCACUUGUCAGUAUCUAAUUCUUGGCAGCUUAAACCACAAUUAUGAAUUAUGAAUUAUGAAUUAUGAAUUAUUCAUGUCUCUCUCACUUUAAAAGUUGGUUAGGCACAUUAGAACUUACACGUGAUAUAUAAGCAACUUGCCAACUUGCUCUUCCAACGACCAACUAUCAGUUAUCACAACAAAUAUUAAGAGUACAAUUAUUCAAAUUCAAUUUGAAUAGCUAUCCACCUAUAGUAGAUGGGUAUUAAGAGUACAAUUAUACUACAUUGUUAUUGUCCCACAUUAUCUAGACCAUAUCAACUUCUAUCGAUAUUACAUGCUACUCUUCAAAGAAUUAUGUCUUUGCUGGCGUAUGAUUUUUGUUUAAAUUGUUCAAACUAAUGAGAUUGAUGGCUAAGCUAUUCAAAAGUUGAGAUGGUAUGUUAAGAAACUUACAUGGAAUAUACAUAAAUUUGAGAAAAUUUAUCCAUAAAUUGACAUGAAAUGUCCAUAAAUGUGAUGAUGUGUUCAUCAGAUGAGGUGAUAUGUCCAAGAUAAAGAUAAAACAUCCAUAAAAUGAAACUCUAAAUCUAUAACUAAAUAGUGUUUAUGUUCAUAAUAUCAAAUGGUAAUAAUUCUUUCUCGCUAAUACAUGAGUGUGUGAUGUGUGUCACUCCUUAUAUCGUUUAUUUCUUGUAUGCAUUGGUAUCACUUUGUUGUACGUAGUCUUACAAAUUAAGCUAAAUUAUAGAAGUGUCACUGUCUGUAUAUCAAAAAAGAAUUAAAUAUAUGAGGUUUACUGGUCCGUUUUACAUUGAUUGAUACGCUUUAAUUCUUCUAUGUAGUACUCGCAUCCUAUCAAUAUAUUUUCUCUAUUUGUCCGUCUAACAUUGAUUGUACACUUCUCAAGUUGGUGUGGCUCCACGUAUUUAAUAUUAUUUCUCUCUUUUUGAGGAUCAUCCAAGAAUAAUUGAGAAACAUCACCACUUUUACUUCAAAAUAUCGAUACCCCUAAUCCGUUUAUUAUAAUAAAAAAUCUAAUUCCGAUCCUAUAUGCAGCUUACCACACCUUCAGUUAACCGUGCAGUCAAUUCACAUUUUGUAUUUUAAAAUUAGUAAUAAUAUGGUAAGUUAGUCAUAAUUGUCGAGGGUUACUUAUUUGUUAUGUCUCUUCUUGAGGAGUGGUCUUGCGCGUAAAAUUCAAACUAAAACAUAAGUAACCCCUACAAUAUAUAUAAGUAGUCCAAAUAAAUAAUUCAUAUUAUAUCAAUAAAUAAUUACAUGGCCAUUAGUUGUACGGUCAACUACACUUACGAAGUCGAAUAAAACUUUUAAGAUCCUAUACCAACGAAACUAUAGUGCUUAAUAUAAAAUAGACGGCGUUACUAACCUAACAUUUUUAUUAUGGCUUUAGUUUACAACUUCGGCCUUACUAGUUACUCCCUCUGUUUCCUAAAUAUCUUUCCACUUACUGUUCCUACAGAUACCAAGAAAAAUCAAGUUGUGUGGGGCAUGGUGUGAGUAAAGUAGGAGAGAGAAAGGGGUUAAGAUAAAUAAACAAAUAAAAAGGGUGGUGAACCAUAUGAUAGUGACAUGAGAGGGUAAAUAGGGAAAUUUGUUUUGCCAAAUAAGGAAUAAAGCAAAAGAGAGAAGAUCUUUUGAAAACACCCUUAAACGGAAAGAGGGAAUAUCUUUAGGAAACGGAGGGAGUACUAAUGAGUUACUACUUACUACUCCCUCCGUCCCAUAAUAUAGUGCCUAUUUCAUUUUUGGUGGGUCAAACUUUAAAAUCUUUGACCGAAUAUUCUCAUUUGUAUAUAUAAAAAAAACAUAUUCAUGUGGGAUCUUGUUAGAUUCGUCUCAAUGUGUAGUUUCAUAAUAUCAACUUUUUAUAUUUUUUAUUAAUACGAAAUUGAAGAUAUUAAAGGUCAAAGUUACGUCUUGAAGAUCGUGUAAAAUAGAAACAAGCACUAUAUUAUGAGACGGAGGGAGUAUAAUAAAAGUAACUUGAAAAGCAAUGGGAAACCUCGAAUUCAAGGUCAAAGAUUUGAAAGUGACCGUUGACGCUUUCAAUAGACAGUAAUAGGUUGGUCCCCUUGAGAAUAGAAAAAAAGAAUUAGAUGGUCAAUUGGUCAUGCAUUCAUGCCACAGACCAAAUACCAUCAUAAUGUUCAAACAGAGUGUCGGAUUCACACAGGUAAAUGUGUUGAGUUUUUGUGUUCUUUAUUUCGGGAAAAUUUUAAAAAAAUAGAAUGAAUUGUGUCUUUAAAUAAAUAGUGUUCUCACUCAUUUUAUGAACAUCAUCAACAGAUCUCCUUGCAUCUUAAAAGGAGCAAUAUACAAUUUCAUAAUAGACCUAAUGAUUCAUCCAAUUGAAUCUUAUGUUUUCUUUUUUGGCACUAAACCAAAUAUAGUUGAGAUGUCCAUAUUAUAACUUUGGAAAACCAAAAACAAGGCAUCUAGAAUUAAUUGUUAAAUUUCGAAUUCUUGAUUUACCUGUCAAGCCAUUUCUGGUUUUUCAUACUAUAGUUUUGGGCGUCGUUUUGCCUCAAAAAAUUGUUGGCUCAUAUACAAUGUUUAAGAAAAAUUGGUCGGUGAUAAUGUUUGAUAGGAAUCUUAAAGAUUGAAUAUAUCAAAAUUCUCUUUUGUAACAUCUUUACUUCUUUUUAGAAGAGAAAUUUCAUUAAUUAAAGGUCAACCUACAUCUACAAUAGGUAUUAGAAAAAAAACAAGAUUUAAUCAAACAAGGGUUGGUCCUAGAGGAAACUACAAUGAACUAGAUCGAGCAAUACAACGCAGCACAUUUGUAUUUGCUGAAUCACGCUAGCUAUUAUUGAGGAAGUCUAUAUUCUGAUAUAAUUUGGAAAAUCAUUUUUGAUCGAGCCAUGUUGACCGCAUCUGAGGUUCUAAUACAUUCAUGUUGAAUCUCGAACUUCAACCAACGAGAAUAAUUUCUCAUACCUAAAUACAAAAAAAUCAUACUCACAACUUUCGUAGGGGAUGUAGAAGUAUAUCUCUACAACAGAGACUAAAAUCUCCAUAAUAAGGUUUGAGAAAAUCUCAUAAAAAUAGACUAAUUUAUUCAACAAAACAAGAAAAUGAACUAAAAAUUGAAAAUAAAAGGAAAAAAGGGGGCUUAUCAUGUAUAAAAUCAUUCAUGGCAGUCUCUAACUCGUGAAAAAGGAAUAAGAGAGGCUAGGGUUUGAGAGAGAGGGAUAGGGGAAGGCUAGGAUUUUUGUAACAUCUUUACUUAUUCAUAUUGUGAUUAAUUAGGAUUUUGUUUCUUGAAUUCAUAUUUUCUUAAAAUAAAGUUGGAUUAUAGCAUAAUUUUUGAAGAUGCAAACAUUAUUAAGUUAUCUUGAUAAUGUAAUUUGAAUUUAGCACCAGAUGCUGACAUGUUUAGGUGUUUAGUUAUUUAUUAAAGAAAAUGUGUGAAACCAAUGCAAGAUAAAAGCAAGAUGAUGCAUGUUAAAUAAAAGAGCAGUUGUAUCCUACAUUUGUGCGCAUAAAGCUAAUACUAGAAGAAAACAUUUAUUAAGUGAUUUUCAUCUAGAUCUUUUUCAUGAAAGAUAGCUAAAGUUUGUACUCAAUAGUAGAGCAGUGAGAUUCAUCUAGAUAUAUUCUGCCUCCACAACUGAUAACUCCAUGCAUGCAUCUAUCCCAUUUCUUAACUUCAUCUAUUGAGUAUUGACUAUGACUUUCACGAGAACAAAAUGAUCAAUUUCUUAAGUCCAACCAUAAAAUCGCAGAAAAUGAAUUCCAUAAUUUCAAACAAGACAUCGAAGCAGCAUACAAACAAACAAACAAAAGAUGAUUCUUUCUCUCUCACUAUGGAGUAUUAUUAAUUUUAUUAUUAUUAUAGUACUCCGUCCUACUUGGUACUUGGUUAGAAGUGAUUUCGUGAACCUUAUAACACCACGUGAUUUUUAUGCAACUUGGUCAUAUAACAUAUGAUUUCACUUGAAAAGAAAGUAUGUUAGUAUGGUACCUUUUCUUUUCGAUGGGAAACAAAGUAUGUACCUUUAUCUGUGUUUCGUUGCACUUGUCAUUUGAUCAAGGGAGCAGUUAACUUUAAUAAAUACACGUCUGUGGUACUGUCUGUCUUUAUCAUCAUUGGGCCAGUCACAGUUACAGUCACUGUAAUUUAUCUAAGAUUCGGUUUACACCUGCCUAUAGUUUACUACGACAAUUAAAUAUUCAUAAACUCGAUCAUUACCAACUUAUACAGUCUACACUCUACAGUCUACAGUGCGUAGUUGAAGGAGAAAAGUCCUAUCUAUAUAAAGGAGCAGUGAGUAACUGAUAGAGCCAUCGUCAAAAUAAAGCCACCAACCAAAACCAUAUAAACUUCUCUUAGCUUACUUGUUCAACUAUUAUAUUACUACUCUAAAGAAUAAAAUCUAAAAUCUAAAAUCUAAAAUCUAAAUCAGGAAGAAAGAGUAGAAGAAGAUCAGAUAUUGAGAUGGCACUGGCAGGAGGAGGAAAGAGGAUGUCCAACGGUGGAAGUGAGUCACAGAGGAGUACUUCUCCUUCUCCUUCCCCUGGGCGUCUGAUCCCCAAAAGAGGUCAAGUCAAGGGUCGGAUUGUAAAGGGAUUGGCUAACUCUGUUGUAGCUGCUAUCUUCUCACUUGCUACUAAUUCUCAUCGUCGUUCAUUCUGAAAAAUGAUAAUAUCAACCUUUUCUUUUUCUUUUUCUUCUCAUAUGGUUUCUUCUUAUUAAUUAGUUAUGUAGAUCAGAUUUAUUAGAGUGCAAAAAGUUUGGAGCUUGUAUAUAUCCAUCUCCACUUGCAAAAUUUUGGAAUUACUACUAUAUCAUCAACUAUUUAAUCACUCUUUCAUC
This is a messenger RNA of Beta vulgaris subsp. vulgaris (sugar beet), 9009 nucleotides long. RefSeq names its product tRNA(His) guanylyltransferase 1. Gene Ontology annotation, molecular function: magnesium ion binding; tRNA guanylyltransferase activity. The record is from RefSeq and is a predicted model, not a curated record. Bases 1732 to 3291 code for a protein of 519 amino acids. The transcript is spliced from 14 exons. Gene Ontology annotation, biological process: tRNA modification. Lineage: Eukaryota; Viridiplantae; Streptophyta; Magnoliopsida; Caryophyllales; Amaranthaceae.